This is a messenger RNA of Vespula pensylvanica (western yellowjacket), 6530 nucleotides long. RefSeq names its product protein lap4 (gene scrib). The record is from RefSeq and is a predicted model, not a curated record. NCBI's taxonomy places the organism in Eukaryota, Metazoa, Arthropoda, Insecta, Hymenoptera, Vespidae. Gene Ontology annotation, biological process: neurotransmitter receptor transport, endosome to postsynaptic membrane; neurotransmitter receptor transport postsynaptic membrane to endosome. Gene Ontology annotation, cellular component: postsynaptic membrane; postsynaptic density; adherens junction. The transcript has 35 exons. Bases 196 to 6378 code for a protein of 2060 amino acids. Gene Ontology annotation, molecular function: protein binding.
UUUUAAAGCCGAGUAGGGCGUGAAAGUGUGUGUUGUGCCGCUUGUUUCGCUCCGCGUUUCUUCGACGCACCCGUACCUGGAAAAUAUGUGCAAAUAGUAACGUGCGCGUUCGAUCCACCCUUUAUCUCCGCGGUUACAAGAGACAAUUAUGUUCGGUGCUGCAUUUACGUGAUCGACAGUGAAAAAAGGGAUACGAUGUUCCGCUACAUUCCAAUUUUUAAAGGGUGUAACAGGCAGGUGGAAUACGUUGACAAGCGUCAUUGCUCUCUGCCGAGCGUCCCCGACGAUAUCCUGAGAUACUCGAGGAGCUUGGAGGAACUUUUGCUCGACGCAAAUCACAUACGCGAGCUGCCGAAGAACUUCUUCCGUCUUCAAAGGCUUCGAAAGCUCGGGCUCAGUGACAAUGAAAUCGGUCGUUUGCCGCCGGACAUACAGAAUUUCGAGAACCUCGUGGAGUUGGACGUCUCCAGGAACGAUAUACCAGACAUUCCUGAAAACAUUAAAAACUUACAAGCGUUACAAAUUGCAGAUUUUAGUAGUAAUCCUAUUCCUAGACUUCCUGCAGGGUUUGUAGAGCUAAGAAAUUUAACUAUUCUUGGCCUGAAUGAUAUGUCCCUUGCAAAAUUGCCACCAGAUUUUGGAAGUUUGGAAGCAUUACAAUCAUUGGAGUUACGUGAAAAUUUACUCAAGGUUUUACCUGAAUCUCUUUCAAAACUGAGUAAACUUGAACGACUAGACCUUGGUGAUAAUGAACUUGAAGAAUUACCAACCCACAUAGGAAAAUUACCAGCAUUACAGGAACUAUGGCUGGAUCAUAACCAAUUACAGCAUUUACCUCCUGAAAUUGGUGAACUAAAAACAUUGGCAUGUUUAGAUGUUUCUGAAAAUCGUUUAGAGGAUCUUCCUGAAGAAAUAAGUGGUUUAGAAUCUUUAACAGAUUUACAUUUAUCACAAAAUGUUAUUGAAAAGUUACCAGAUGGAAUUGGUGAUUUGAAAAAGUUAACUAUUUUGAAAGUCGAUCAGAAUAGACUAUCUACCCUUAAUCCAAAUAUAGGAAGAUGCGAGAAUUUGCAAGAAUUAAUUCUGACAGAAAAUUUUCUUUUAGAAUUGCCUGCAUCUGUAGGAAAUCUUCUUAAUUUAAAUAAUCUAAAUGUGGAUAGAAAUAGUCUACAAACUCUUCCCACAGAAAUUGGAAAUUUAAAACAAUUAGGUGUACUUUCUUUAAGAAAUAACAAAUUGAAGUUCCUUCCAAUAGAAGUUGGCCAGUGUUUGUCUCUACAUGUUUUGGAUGUAUCUGGAAAUAGGUUACAAUACUUGCCAUAUUCUUUAAUAAAUCUCAAUCUAAAAGCAGUCUGGUUGAGUGAAAAUCAAGCACAACCUAUGUUGACCUUCCAAAAUGAUAUUGAUGAAGAAACUGGAGAAAAAGUACUUACAUGUUUUCUUCUACCCCAAUUAGAGUAUCAUCCAGAUGAUUCUGGAAGAUUAGGUACGUUGGUUGGAAUAAGAACUGUUCAAGGAGACAUACCUGAACUUAGUGAUGACGAAGGAUGGCAAGAACGGGAAGCAUCUAGAACACAUUCGGUAAAAUUCACAGAUGAACCACCUGAAGCAGAUAAGGAGACACCAUUUGUUCGACAAAAUACGCCCCAUCCGAAAGAACUAAAAGCAAAAGCUCAUAAAUUGUUUAGUAAAGGAAGAAAUGACAGUAGAUCUGGUUCUACUGAUGAACAGGAUGUUUCUCAAACAUUUGGUUUAGAUAAAACUGAAUCAGAUACAUCAAUCAGACCCACUGAAGAAGUACAAAAUGUAAUAGAACAAGAUCAAUUUUCAGAGCAUGAAGUUUCUAGAGGCGAACAAAAAGAAUUAGAAACAUUACCUGAUAGUACAGAUACUCAAACUAACAAUGAAACUGCUGCUGCCUUUUCUUCACAGGGUGCUACAGAACCAACUAUUAAUACAGGUUCCGAUGGAACUAUAUCAGAUUUAAAAGGUAAGGAUGAUGAUGAAUCUGAAACUGAAGAUAUGCAAAGGCAUGUCGAGUUUUCUGUUAUAGAAGACACAGAUUAUGAAGGAUCUGGUGAAACAAGUAAACCAAAUAGACUUCAUCGUCGGGACACACCACAUCAUUUAAAAAAUAAACGUAUUCAUACAGCAAUAGACAAAGAAAAAGUAGCUUCACUUAUUGCACAGGCAUUAAUGAAAAAAUCUGAUGAGACUCCUACAGCAAUUGUUCCUGAACAAAUAGAAUCCUCAGAAAAUAUAGAUGUACAUAGCCAAGGUGCAACAUCGGAUGUAGAACCAACAUUAGAAGUAAGAGAAGAACAAUAUGAGAUUCAUAUUGAACGAACGACAGGUGGACUUGGCUUGUCUAUAGCAGGAGGCAUUGGAUCAACCCCAUUUAAGGGUGAUGAUGAAGGCAUUUUCAUAUCUAGAGUUACAGAAGGUGGACCUGCUGACUUAGCUGGUCUAAGAGUAGGGGAUAAAGUAAUAUCUGUUAAUGGAGUUUCAGUAGUAAAUGUAGAUCAUUAUGAUGCUGUUGAAGUUCUCAAAGCAUGUGGGCGUGUAUUGAUACUAGUUGUGUUAAGAGAAGUAACAAGAAUAGUGCCAUCGUAUGAGCAGAAUUCAAUGAGAAAAGACUCAUUGUGCUCUAGUUUGAGCACAAGUAGAGCACCAAGUGCAACAUCUUAUGUAUCAUCUACAGCUUUAUCACAUAAUUUAGAAAAUGGUGAUACUUGUAGUACACAUGAAGCUGCAAAGGUAAAGAGGCUUCCUGAACUAUUAUCUUCAAAAACAGGUAGUGAACCUAUGGUGUCUGUUCUUAUACAUACAACAUUAAUACGGGACCAAAAUGGAUUAGGAUUUAGUAUUGCCGGUGGUGAAGGUUCUCCACCAGUUAAAGACAAUAGUGAUGCUAUAUAUAUUUCGAGGAUAACUGAUGGUGGAGUUGCACAAAAAGAUGGCAAGUUAUUAGUUGGAGAUAAAGUAAUAUCUAUUAAUGGAGUUGAAAUGAGAGGAGCCAAACAUGAACAAGCAGUAGCUUUACUUACAGGCUUAGAAAGAUUUGUUCGACUCGUUGUUGAACGUGAAAUGCCACUUUCUCAAGCAAACCCAGCUACAGUAGUAACUCCUUCCGAGAAAUCGCCUCGCGUUAUUGGUGCACCUAGACCAUAUACAGGGUUAUAUAAUGCUAAUAGCUAUAUGGCAAAUCGACCAGCUUAUGCUGGUUAUCGUCGUUCUAUGGAUGCUGAGAAAACUUUAUCUCCAAGUCCUACUUCAAAAACACCACCACCAAUAAAAUCAGACAUGGUGAAUGCAGCACCAAAAAUGAAUGGCAUUGGUGAUCCAGGAAAUAACGUUAAAAGCGUUCCUUCUGUGCCGCUAAGUCCAACAAAUAGUCAAAUUUAUCCACAACCUGCUCCAAGACACAGUGUAACGCAGUCAACGGCAACACCUACUACUAAUACUAAUUCUACACCUACGUCUUCAACGGAACCUAGACCAACAUCCCCGUUGGAAGAUAUACAGGUACCGAAGCCAAUCACCAACGAGGAAUUUCAGGCCAUGAUACCUGCCCAUUUCCUUCGACCUCCAACAUCCUCACCUUCGCCAGAUUCCCAUCAAGGUCCUAUUGUGACAGUGACGAUCAAGCAACCUGACAAUCUACCCGGGGAUGUUAACUUCCCUCCAGCUCCUACAACAAUUGGUAAAGUUACUGAAACCAUCACAAAGAGUACACUCACAGAGACCGUCGUUACUAGAGUGACUGACAAUCAACUGGUGCAGCCAGUUAUCAUUGAGGAUGUCAUCUUGGUGAAAGAAGGAUCACUUGGAUUCAGUAUAAUAGGAGGAACUGAUCAUUCCUGUACUCCAUUUGGUGCAAAGGAACCUGGAAUUUUUAUAUCUCAUGUUGUACCAGGUGGUAUAGCAGCAAAAUCUGGUAAGCUUAGAAUGGGUGAUAGAAUACUGAAGGUAAAUGGAACUGAUGUAACAAAAGCGACUCAUCAGGAAGCUGUAAUGGAACUUUUACGACCCGGAGAUCAAAUUGUACUUACUGUACAGCAUGAUCCUCUUCCAGAAAGUUAUCAGCUGGUCGAAAUAGAGUACAUCCCUGUGACAGAAUUGGUAAUUAUAAAAGAACCAGGAGAAAAAUUGGGAAUGCAUAUUAAAGGAGGACUUAGAGGUCAAAAAGGCAACCCCCUUGAUCAUACAGAUGAAGGAGUUUUUAUAUCUAAAAUUAAUUCAGGUGGAGCAGCUAAGAGAGAUGGAAGAUUAAAGGUUGGUAUGAGGCUGCUAGAGGUCAAUGGAACAUCGUUAUUAGGUGCAACUCAUCAAGAAGCUGUAAACAUUCUCCGGUGCUCAGGAAAUACAAUCACUUUGGUAGUUUGUAAAGGUUAUGACAAAAACGAAGUUGAGUCAGUAUUACCUUUAUCCGAUGGCAGAGAUUCUAAAGAAUCAAGAGUUUCACGAGAGUUUAAAGAUCCACCUCCAGAUGACAUCAAAUCAUUGUCACAAAGUAUAUCUAGCUUAGAUCGUGACGAUGAAGAAGCUGCAACACUUAGACAAGAACAGGAAAUGAAAGCCGAACUUGUAGCAUGGGAACAAGAAGAGAGGGAGCGAGCUUUAAUUGAACAAAGGGAAAAAUCUACUCCUGAGAAAGUUCUAGAUGUAGUGAGAGCAGCAGAAUCCCUAGUACAUAAAUCAAAUAGUCCAGUUGAUAUGGUUGUACCACCGAAGUCUCCAAGUGGUACAAAGGAUCUCAAGACUACGACGAUCGUGAUGAGUAAACAUACAUUAGCUCCUCAGAAUCCAACAUGGAAAGAAAAAAUUGGAGCAUCAAUGGAUUGUUCUUCAACAAAAUCUCCGGUCUCUACUCUUACUACAACUGCAAAUUUCAAUCGUUCUGCUUCUACUCAAACAUUACCUUCCCCAAAAAAGAAGAACUUUACAGUACCUAAACGUAGCAUUACAUUUGCUGAUCUUCCACCAGUUUCUAAAGAAAACACGGUUGGUGUUCCCUUUUCGCCCACUGUAAAAUCUAAAUCAGUAUCCAAAGAAUUAUUCCCAUCCAUGCAUGAAACUUUUCUUACACAAUCUCAAAUAUCUUCUUAUCCAAAAAAAACUUAUCAAAACCCAGUACAAAAUACACAACCACGUUUUCAACUUCCUCCUACACCUAUGACUGCUCCCGAAUAUGUGGGGAAAUUAGGUUCUUCAACUUGCUUUAACAAACGACAGAUAGCACGCUCUGUUGAUGGAAAAGGUCAGGUUGAGCUUUCACCAACAUCAUCUCCAUCACCGUCACCAGUAAAAAUGUCAGUCAGUGAUAAGAAGAAAUUAUUUGAAAGUGCCAUGGAAGAACAUCUUAAACCUUCUCCUAAACCAGAAAAAGUAUUUAGCUUUUUAAGUCAAGAUGAAGUUGAAAAGAUGAAACAAGAAGAAGAAAAAAAAAUUGCAACAUUAACAAGAGAUGAAUUAAAAUCAUGGGCCCAGCUAGAUGAAAAUGAAGGUCUUGAAGAUUUGGAAGAUACAAUAGAUCAGGAUGACAGGCGCCCUAAUAGCAGACUGAGUUCGCGAAGUUCGGUCACUCUUCUGCAGAAUGUUCCAAGUACAGUGAGGACAGCAAAGGCAGAACGUCGAUUGAAGGAGAGAAUGAUACAAGAGGGCUUGAUUUCUGAUGAAGAUGAAGAAAGUCAUUUAACUCCUGCUGAACAACGAGCUCUACGAGCAGAAAAACGUGCUGCAUGGCGGCAAGCUCGUUUAAAAUCGCUUGAACAGGAUGCCCUUCAGGCUCAAAUAGUUAUUAAAAAAAUGAGCGAAAUGAUGGAUACCACGGAUAAAGCAGAAACGUUGGAGGAUAGGACAGAUGCAGAUCAUAUUUCUGAUCAAGAAAAGAUCACUGAAUUCACUACGUUACGGCCAUCUAGCGCAGAUUUUCCUAAACUUGCUGUGCGCAGCAAAGUGGGUCCUCCUAAAGAAAUACGUGAAUCUGAGAAAGUAGUGGACGAGAAGGUCACUCGGCGUACUGAAGAAUAUGUGGAUGAGGUGACAGGUGAACGUCGUGUACGAACAGUCGAAUACGUCGAGAAGCUAAUUGAGCGACAGGUUGAAACUUUGAGAGAAAAAAUUAUAUCAUUGGAAUUAAGUAAUGCUGAAGAUGAGAUAGAAAGCAUAACUGGGACUGGAGCAAGUGAUGCUGAAAGUGAAAACGAGGAACUUGCAAGCCAGCCUUCUGGUACAGGUAUGCUUCAAGAAAAAGCUGAUUCUCUUACUUCAACAAGUGUAACUGAAGGUGCUGCAUCUAAACAAAAUACAAAUAUUAUUGUUACUACGACGAAGAAAAAAAAACGAAAACAAGGUCGAAAAAAAAAUCGACAUUGAGAAUAAAAUAGGCUAAAGUAUUAAUAUUGAACUUUUACAAAGUUUGUUUAAAAAAAGACAACAAUAAUCAUUGUACUAUAAUAUUGUUUUUCAAGUAUUUCAUAUACACAAUUUUUUAAUCUCGUACAGUUAGACCAUUAUAUAUAUAUAUA